Messenger RNA from Pelagomonas calceolata, 1561 nucleotides. NCBI's taxonomy places the organism in Eukaryota, Pelagophyceae, Pelagomonadales, Pelagomonadaceae. The record is from the annotation of a GenBank genome assembly.
GAACGGUUCCCACGAGACGGUCGCGUCGACGCCCUCGCCCUUGAUUUGGUCGAUGGCCGCGUCGAGAUUCUUCGCGCCCACCCAGCACCAAGGUCAGGCAAAAUCGGAGUAUACGGUGACCGUCAGCUGCCGACCACUGCGGGCCACGCCGGCCGACAUGGCUGGCAAUGCGAGGAGUAGUGUGUAGAGGAUGAUUGUGUCCCCGGCGCACGCCGCUGCGCGGUUUAAGUGGUCUCACGUCGCGUAGAGAGUCCUUGCUCGAAGUGAGCAAGUCCUGCACGUGUUUGAGCGGUCACUCGCACCGCUAUUUUGCCUGAGCUCUCUUUGGGCUUUGCAAGCUCUGCGGAGGUCUGUUGGGUCUGCGUGCACGCAGAGCUUGUUCUCGCUCCUCAGCACGUUAGGUUACGUUGGGACACCCCGCGGCAGCGCUAAAGACGUGCCGUUGCCGCUCCCGUGCUCGCACUCGAGUACUCAAAGCCAUGUCGGCUUGGUCUGGCUCCCUCCCGCCGCCGGGCGAGGAGCGUUCCGAGUUCAUCGAGGACAAGGGCGUGCUGCUGCGCCAUGGCUCGUCGCUCGCGCUGAUGGCGCUAGUCAGCACCGCCCUCAAUGAGUCAGACGAGUUCGGCGAGGUCGACCCCGAGGACGACUGGAAGAAAUGGACCGAGGGAAGGCCCGAACUCAAAUUGUACUACGGCGCGCUCAUCGACCCAUCGAGGGACGGCGCGGACGCCGUCGCGUGCAUCCUGCGGGCGGUCCUCGACCCGUCCACACCAGGCCGGGCGUCCGGUCGGAAUCGCAUUAUUAUAGAUUAUGUGACGACGCGCAAGGCUUUUCGGGGCAAGGGCCUCGCAAGCGCCGCCGUGAGCUUCGUCGAGCAGGCGGCCGCGGCCACGGGCUCGAAUUGUUACGUGCUCGCGCUCGAAGAGAGCUGCACGUACUGGAUGGGCCAAGGCUUCAUCCUGGAGCCGUCCAGACGCCUCACCGCCCGCCUGAACGUGUUUCCGGACACGCACCUGCUCCGGCGCGCGGCGGAUCCUCCCGAUGAAGGCGAAGCAUCAGACGACCAGUUCCUCGAGGCCCGCCGGCAACUGGAAGAAGAAGGGUCGGAUUCGGGCGAGGACGAGGACGAGGACGAGGGCGAGGCGCUCGUGAUCGCCCUGUCUUUGCUUGCGUCCCAUCCGGACGCCGCCGAGCGCGACGCGAGCCGCGCGCUCCUACUCAAGGCUGCGACGAACCUGACGAACGACCCGUGGAAUCCAGUGUGGAGACCCCCACCACCACGCCAUCGAGCAGACGUCGCGUCGAUGGCGUGGAGGUCGACGCGCUGAUCCGCACAGGUCCAACCCAAAAUACCGGCGCCUCCGCAAGCAGAACGCCAUCAUCGCCGCCAAGGUCGUCAAAGUCACUGGCGCCCCGGAGGUCCUCGCGUGCAUGGGUUUCGAGGACGCGGGCGACGAGUGGGUCGUCCGCGACGACGACGUGUGGCAGCGCGCCGCUGCCACCGCGGCCGCGCUGAAGAUGUAGUCUGUUGUCCUAAGAAAUGUUCAUGCGCUGUUCUUAA